This is a messenger RNA of Naegleria gruberi, 369 nucleotides long. RefSeq lists its product as uncharacterized. NCBI's taxonomy places the organism in Eukaryota, Heterolobosea, Eutetramitea, Acrasida, Naegleriidae. The record is from RefSeq and is a predicted model, not a curated record. The transcript has a single exon. The coding region runs from base 1 to 369 and encodes 122 amino acids.
AUGGAAUUCAUGGCUCGAGUUAGAGGAAUCGAACAAUUAAAAAGUAUUCCAAUAAUUUUUGCAUUGAAUAAGGUUGAUGAUUUCACAGAAGAAGAGAAGGAAGAAAAGAGGGAAAUUACUGAGAAAGCUAAACAAGUUGUGAAUGACAAGAUUAGUCAAUAUGAAUUGUUAAAUACCUCUGUGACAAGUGCCAAGUUUAACAUAAAUGUGGAAGAAAUAUUCUUAGAUUGUGUGAGAUUACUAAGCGGAACCGAUUUGGGUUUAAAACUGUUAAAGAAUAUUAUUGAACUUGAUGUGGAAUAUUUGGAAUCUCUUAAACAGAAAUUGAUUAAGCCAAAGCAAAAUUCCAAAAAGUGCUUAUUUAUGUAA